GGCCAGAUUAGCAGUGGGCUGAGGAGGCAAUCCCGCCAUCGCCUUACACCUAAUACAUACCUACAACAUCAAACUUCCUUUGAAACAUUCUUUCUUCUUUUUCCUCUUGCUGUUCAUCCUGUGUAAUCUUUACCGCAUACAAUUGAUAUAUCGUCGUUUUCGAGAUAAAGAGCCCAACUAAACUUGCUGUCCGCGUUUCCUACACAACCGACGGUCGCAAUUCGAUAUGGAUCAGAUGAUUCCUGGUGAUGGGGGCCGAAACCCACUUGAGGCCUGGUUUUGGGAGAUGCCCAUAUGCACGCGGUGGUGGACGACCGCAACAGUUCUGACGAGCGCUCUGGUUCAAUGCCAAAUGGUCACUCCGUUUCAACUGUUCUAUAGCGUUCGCACCGUAUUUCAGAAGGGAGAGUAUUGGCGAUUGUUGACUACAUUCCUAUACUUCGGACCUUUCUCGUUCGAUCUCCUUUUCCACGUAUACUUCCUCCAGCGCUACUCCCGACUGCUUGAAGAGUCUUCCGGUCGGUCGCCGGCUCAUUUCUCUUGGUUGAUGGUAUACACCAUGGCCUUCCUUAUCGUCCUGUCUCCAUUUGUGUCGAUGCCAUUCCUCGGCCACCCGCUAUCGUCAACCCUGGUCUAUAUCUGGUCCCGACGAAACCCAGAUACUCAGCUGAGCUUAUUAGGCUUGUUCGUAUUCACAGCGCCCUACCUACCCUGGGUGUUGAUGGGUUUCAGCCUUGUUAUGCAUGGGACAGUACCUAAGGAUGAGAUCAUGGGGGUUGUUAUAGGCCAUAUCUGGUAUUUCUUCUCGGAUGUGUACCCCCCAAUGCAUAACGGUUCCCGGCCUCUUGACCCGCCAUCGUGGUGGCGUCGACUCUUUGAGGGCCGACAGCAGAGAGACGAGACAGCUGAUGCAAUUAAUAACGAAUUUGCAGUGGCAGGAGGUCCAGAACUUGCUGCAGCUGACUUGCGAUAAGCAUGAACGACACAACUGGAUUCAGAUAGUGUUAGGCGGCUAUCAUUCACUCAUUCAUAGCGUUUUAGGUCAGAUUCCAAUGGCAUUCGGUUACAGUGGCGUUAUAUACGGGACGAUAAGAGGCGUUGAAGGUCAAUACGGGACAAAACAUAGCAACAAUACAGGCGAUGCCUUUUGUACAUACUAUCCAACCAACUCCUUGAGUUGCAUGUCUAUUAAGGUGCGGGAUUACUUGUUAGCCUAGCCUACCUACAACAGCUUUCAAUAGAAAGACUACUGAGUUCGAAUUUAUGGAAUAAUAAAAAAAUAACUAUCAACUCUCA
Messenger RNA from Daldinia vernicosa, 1296 nucleotides. RefSeq names its product derlin-2. Gene Ontology annotation, cellular component: endoplasmic reticulum membrane; Hrd1p ubiquitin ligase ERAD-L complex. Lineage: Eukaryota; Fungi; Ascomycota; Sordariomycetes; Xylariales; Hypoxylaceae. Bases 227 to 973 code for a protein of 248 amino acids. The record is from RefSeq and is a predicted model, not a curated record. The transcript is spliced from 2 exons. Gene Ontology annotation, biological process: endoplasmic reticulum unfolded protein response. Gene Ontology annotation, molecular function: ubiquitin-specific protease binding; misfolded protein binding.